This is a messenger RNA of Megalopta genalis, 5737 nucleotides long. The record is from RefSeq and is a predicted model, not a curated record. NCBI's taxonomy places the organism in Eukaryota, Metazoa, Arthropoda, Insecta, Hymenoptera, Halictidae.
AAAUGGAAUUGCUGCAAUCUACAUAUAGUAGAUAUCAACAUACGCUGCUACUGAGAACAUCUCAACUAUUAAGUUAGUGGAAUUUAUGAAUGUGGUCUUCUGACAGAAGACACCAGGCCAAUAAUAUGGUGAUUCAAGGCAUUGUUAUAUUAUCAUUGCUAAUAACGCAGGCGUUAUGUUCACCAACUGGAUGUAUAGAAUGCAGUUCUUAUGUUAAUCAGUUUCAUAGUCAAUUAUCCGCUGCUUCAAAUCAUGGAAAUUUGGCACAAAGCACAUCUCAAUUGCAAGGGCUUGACUAUUCUAGACCCGGAACAUGGACUGAACACAAUGACUACAAUGUGAACAAUGGAAAAGUACAUGAAGAAAAAGGACAAAUUGUUGAUGGCCUUAAAACUGUAAGAUAUUUUAAAAAAAAUUAUUCAUCUUCAUAUGGUACAAGGAAUCCAAGUGGCACAAGACUGUCGGAAAUCGCACAGUUAAAUAAUAAUUACAGACAUGGUAUUUAUAUGCCCAGUUCAGAAGAUGCUUUUGAUUCUCAGAGGACACAUAAUCAAAUAGGUAAUUUGGAAUCAAUUGCACAACAGCAUGACUAUAACAGAAUACAGAGUCAACAACAUACACAAUCAUCAGUUAGAAGAACCAACUCGCAAAGUGAAAGGCUAGAAGAUUUUGGAGAACACAGUGGAAAUUCACAAGUGACACAACAAAGUGCAUCUGAUUUGAACACUCAGGUUUUACAACAGCCUUCUUAUGCUAUUACGCAAUCUGGAAAUUCUUAUAAAACCAAUGGAGGACAAGGGCAAGCUUUCGAAGAAGAAGGUCAAUAUGUAAGAGGACCUAAGAAAGUUCGUUAUUAUAAAAGAAAUUAUACGUCCAGUUACAGUUCAUCUAAUGGUCAUUCUGUUCCUGAUAUUGCAAACGUGGAGGAGGAUAAUGUACACAGAGAUUUUGAAAACAUUCACAGAGAAACAGGAGUAGACCAUAUAUAUAAAGAUAUCGAAAAUAUUCACAGAGAAAUUGACAAAUCUUAUAAUCAGGUAUCUACUGCACAGGGUAUAACAUCUAGCAACACUCCUCAAGCAAAUAUUAAUUCAAAUGGUGAUUUGAACACUGAUAGUUUUCACAGGUCAAAUAGUGAUGUUUAUAAACGUAGACAAGAUUACAAAAGUAAUUUAUCUAACAUGCACCAUAAUGAACAACAACAUCAUGAAGACAUUGCAAAUGAAUACGCCUCUCAACAAAAUCCUUCUCAAAGCACACAUAAUACAAAUACUUACAGAGCAUAUGGUAGACGUGAAGGGUAUGUAUUAAACCCUCUACCAUCUUCACAAUAUAUAAAUCCUACAACAGGAUAUACUAAUGUGCUUAGCACAGGAAAUAGUGGAUACAAUAGAAACAUGUAUAGUGAAGGAAACUUACUACAACAAGCAGACAAUUUGCAUCAAGUCGAACAUUUAGGUGAACAUCAAUCAUCACAUAGUCAAAAUCACAUGGAUCUUGACAAUUUAAAACAGAAUACAUAUAGUCAACAUAGUUUCCUAAAACCAGUUGCGCCUGGCAGGGUUUCACAUUAUAACGAACAAUGGAGUUCCAGUCACAGAGAAGAAACAUCUCUUCCCAGUUAUUCAUCAGGUAUUUCACAAAUCAGUGGACAGAAUGGGCAAUACAAUAAUCAAUACAGGGAAAAUAAUUACAAUACUGUGCAUCAAACAAAAUUGGGAAAAUUAAUGACUGGAGCAAUGGACUUAAGUCACGCACAUAGUAAUGAUGACUGUACACAAGGAACAGCUGAACAAAGCCACAUCAGUACCCAAUACCAUAGAAUAUACAAACGAAACGCCAAAGACGAUAAGUUAAAUAAUGAACCGCAACACAAACACCAAUUUGAUGAUCUCACUCCACAGACAGAAGAUUUAACACAAAGAACAGAUGAUUUCAAAGACCUCACACAACAGACAUCAAGCCAGAUUCAAUUUGAACACAGAAGACAACAUUCAGGACCACAAAUAAUUUAUUAUUUGAGACCAGGAAAUUUUCAACCUUGGAGACCAAGAAAUGCCAACCAAUAUUCUGAAGACUCAACACAACAAACUGGAAAUUAUGACGACCACACACAGCAGACAACAGGGCAGUCUCAAUUUGGACAGCAAACGGAACAAACUCAUCAGCCUUGGAGACCAGGAAGUACAAACCAACAUCCUGAAGAUUUAACACAACAAACUGGUGAUUUUGAUGACCUUACCCAACAGACAACGGGGCAUCUUCACUUUGGACAGCAUAUACAACAGUCUAAUCAACCUUGGAAACCAGGAAGUGCUAGCCGACAUCCUGAAGAUUUAACACAACAAACUGGUGAUUUUGAUGACCUUACCCAACAGACAUCUGGAAAGCUCCAACUUGGUCAGCAAGCAGAACAAUCUAAUCAACCUUGGAGACCAGGAAGUGCUAGCCAACAUCCUGAAGAUUUAACACAACAAACUGGUGAUUUUGAUGACCUUACCCAACAGACAUCUGGAAAGCUCCAACUUGGUCAGCAAGCAGAACAAUCUAAUCAACCUUGGAGACCAGGAAGUGCUAGCCAACAUCCUGAAGAUUUAACACAACAAACUGGUGAUUUUGAUGACCUUACCCAACAGACAUCUGGAAAGCUCCAACUUGGUCAGCAAGCACAACAAUCUAAUCAACCUUGGAAACCAGGAAGUGCUAGCCAAUAUCCGGAAGAUUUAACACAACAGACUGGCGAGUUUGAUGACCUCACCCAACAGACAUCUGGAAAGCUUCAGUUUGGUCAGGAAACGGAACAAUCGAAUCAACCUUGGAGAUCAGGAAGUGCUAGCCAACAUCCUGAAGAUUUAACACAACAAACUGGUGAUUUUGAUGACCUCACCCAACAGACAUCUGGAAAGCUCCAAUUUGGUAAGCAAGCAGAACAAUCUAAUCAACCUUGGAAACCAGGAAGUGCUAGCCAAGAUCCUGAAGAUUUGACACAACAAUCUGGUGAUUUUGAUGACCUCACCCAACAGACAUCUGGAAAUCUUCAGUUUGGUCAGCAAGCACAACAAUCUAAUCAACCUUGGAAACCAGGAAGUGCUAGCCAAGAUCCUGAAGAUUUGACACAACAAUCUGGUGAUUUUGAUGACCUCACCCAACAGACAUCUGGAAAUCUUCAGUUUGGUCAGCAAGCACAACAAUCUAAUCAACCUUGGAAACCAGGAAGUGCUAGCCAAGAUCCUGAAGAUUUGACACAACAAUCUGGUGAUUUUGAUGACCUCACCCAACAGACAUCUGGAAAACUCCAGUUUGGACAACAUACAGAACAAUCUAAUGAACCUUGGAGACCAGGUAGUGCUAGCCAACAUCCUGAAGAUUUAACAGAACAAACUGGUGAUUUUGAUGAUCUUACCCAACAGACAUCUGGAAAUCUUCAGUUUGGUCAGCAAGCACAACAAUCUAAUCAACCUUGGAAACCAGGAAGUGCUAGCCAGCAGCCUGAAGAUUUAACACAACAAACUGGUGAUUUUGAUGAUCUUACCCAACAGACAUCUGGAAAUCUUCAGUUUGGUCAGCAAGCACAACAAUCUAAUCAACCUUGGAAACCAGGAAGUGCUAGCCAGCAGCCUGAAGAUUUAACACAACAAACUGGUGAUUUUGAUGAUCUUACCCAACAGACAUCUGGAAAUCUUCAGUUUGGUCAGCAAGCACAACAAUCUAAUCAACCUUGGAAACCAGGAAGUGCUAGCCAGCAGCCUGAAGAUUUAACACAACAAACUGGUGAUUUUGAUGAUCUUACCCAACAGACAUCUGGAAAUCUUCAGUUUGGUCAGCAAGCACAACAAUCUAAUCAACCUUGGAAACCAGGAAGUACUAGCCAGCAUCCUGAAGAUUUAACACAACAAACUGGUGAUUUUGAUGAUCUUACCCAACAGACAUCUGGAAAUCUUCAGUUUGGUCAGCAAGCACAACAAUCUAAUCAACCUUGGAGACCAGGAAGUGCUAGUCAACAUCCUGAAGAUUUAACACAACAAACUGGUGAUUUUGAUGAUCUUACCCAACAGACAUCUGGAAAUCUUCAGUUAGGUCAGCAAGCUCAACAAACUAAUCAACCUUGGAAACCAGGAAGUGCUAACCAACAUCCUAAAGAUUUAACACAACAGACUGGCGAGUUUGAUGGCGUCACACAACAGACAUAUGGAAAGCUCCAAUUUGGUCAGCAAGCAGAACAAUCUAAUCAACCUUGGAGACCAGGAAGUGCUAGUCAACAUCCUGAAGAUUUAACACAACAAACUGGCGAGUUUGAUGACCUCACCCAACAGACAUCUGGAAAGCUUCAGUUUGGUCAGGAAACGGAACAAUCAAAUCAAUCUUGGAGACCAGGAAGUGCUAGCCAACAUUCUGAAGAUUUAACACAGCAAUCUGAUAAUUUUGAUGACUUCACACAACAGACAACGGGGCACCUUCAAUUUGGACAGCAUACAGAACAGUCUAAUCAACAUUGGAGACCUGGAAGUGCUAACCAAAAUUCUGAAGAUUUAACACAACAAAAUGAACAUGUUUUACAAGUAUCUGAUAUUAAUGGGAGCACAGGUCAAGUGUUUCCUAAGCCGCUUGCUAAACCUGCUAGCAAGCCAAGACCCAGGUCUAGAUAUUCAAGAGUUGGGUCUGUAGUCAAUGUACCUCCUGGAAGUCAUAAUGUUCAGGACUCAAAUAAUGAACAACCUUCCCAACCCACUAAUCCCAACCCACUCUUGGUAGAAGCUCUUAAUCAUUCUACCGACAAAUCUGCAGAUAGGUUGUCUGAGUUACCACCAAAAGUUGUUCCAGGAACUGAUGCAGAUGGACCCAGAAGUCAAGAUAUUAGAGGUGAUCAGAGUGUCGAUACAUCUGAGAAUAGCGAUAAGACUUCAACCCAAAAGACUGAAGGUUUACAGUGGCAUUACACAUAUCAUCCCAGUGAUAGAAGGCCGUUGGUGCAACAAGCAGAUAAAAGAGAUAAAGGCGAUGCACAACAACAAUCAACUAUUCCAGAUUUUCAUGAUUCUAAUGGCAAUACAGAUCAACAGCAAGCACAAGACAGAUACAUAUUUGAAGACUUGUAUCAACAGUCAUCUAGUCCAAAAGAAGUUUCAGGACUGCAUCAACAAUCCGAAGAUGAUCAAGAAAAAGUACAAUUGGAGUUUAGUCAACAGACAUUAGGUAAAGCAGAAGAUGGACUAAAACAAGUAGGAAACAAUAAUCCUCAAUAUCAUUUGGAACCAAGAAUAUUAGAAGCUUAUGGAGGUGGACCCUAUGAUGCAUUCCAUGAUGAAAAUAUAUAUGAUGGGGUAACAGUAAACCCUAGUGCUACUCUACCAGAAGUCAAUACUGCAGAUUCUUGGGAUGUUCGAGCAAAACCAUCAGAAACAACUGUACCAAUUUCUGAAGCAACACCUCCACCAUUACCCGUAGAACCUCUGUCACCUGAUGUAAACAAAGCAACUCCACCGCCAACAUUUUGGUCAAGAGUUGGAAACAAAUUAACAAAUACUUUUGACAAAGCUAAAGAAAAAGCUAGGAGCAUCUUUGGCUAAACGCAUGUAAUAUUGUCCAUUGAUAUGUAUUUAAUAUUAAAUUUAUUCUUUAUACAACAUGUUUUAUCAAUGUUAUUUAAUAUAUUGUUGUCUUGUAAUUAAUUCAAGAAGACAUAGUAUUACCGAACACUAUUAUUUUGAAAUUAUUAUGUAUUACGUUGUUAUUUAUA